Brassica oleracea var. oleracea is the source of this 1360-nucleotide messenger RNA. RefSeq lists its product as uncharacterized. The record is from RefSeq and is a predicted model, not a curated record. The transcript has 5 exons. Bases 207 to 1052 code for a protein of 281 amino acids. NCBI's taxonomy places the organism in Eukaryota, Viridiplantae, Streptophyta, Magnoliopsida, Brassicales, Brassicaceae.
UCGUUAAAAACUCACCACCAGCGAAGAGAAUAUAAUUCCUUUCCUCUUCUCCAACGCGAUCCCGCCAAAGAAUAAUCCUCAACCGUCAUUGCUCCGUUCGACUGAUUAUUGGAAUUCAACAUCGGAAUCGUCGAGCCACUGUCGUAUUUUUUCGUUUCUCGAUGAAGAGACGACAUCGGAGUAACUAGUAACGAGGAGAUUUCAAGAUGCUUUGUGGCUCGCUGCGAAAUCGAGUACGUAAUUGGCUUCGCGACUAUGUUAGGCUCCAAUCCGUCGUCGUGAUCCUUAUCUACGCUCAGAUAGGAUGCGCGAUGGUUGGUUCACUAGGGGCGUUGUACAAUGGAGUCCUGCUGAUCAAUUUGGCGAUUGCGUUGUUUGCGCUUGUGGCAAUCGAGAGCAAUAGCCAGAGUCUUGGCCGCACCUAUGCCGUUCUUCUUUUCUGCGCCAUUCUUCUUGAUAUCUCAUGGCUCAUUCUCUUCUCCAGUGAGAUUUGGAACAUUUCAUCUGAGAUGUAUAAAGCCCUUUACAUCUUCUCCGUGAAACUCACAAUGGCUAUGGAAAUCGCUGGGUUCGUUGUGAGGCUGUCUUCCUCUCUGUUAUGGUUUCAGAUUUAUAGGCUGGGAGCUUCCAUUGUAGACACUUCUCUUCCCCGUCGAUCGGAUUCAGAUUCACAAAAUAGCUUCGUCGAUCCUCCUUGUUUAGGUAGCCAACGUUCACGUGAUCCUGAUCUACGAACUAGCCUGUUAGAGCCUUCUACUACAGCUGAGCAUCGUUCACGUUCUGAUGAUUUUUUGGAAGACUCUAUCAAUGGACCACGUUCUCAUGAAAUCUUGGAAGACUCUAUCGACGGACCAGCCUACCAGUUUCCUCCAUUUGAUGGUGGCCAAAACAAUCUCUCUUCACCCAAGGCAACACAUGUGAUGAAACAUCAUUCAGCUGAAAACAUUUUCGGAGGAUCCCAAUUAUCAGCUGCAGAAGCCUCUCGACAUAAGUCUCCACUAUCCAAAUCCUUGGAGUCCCUUGAUUCUAGUCUCCAUCGAUUCAAACGUUAAAUGACCGCUACCGGCUUGCACCAGCAACACAACUUUUGACUGGAGCAAACUCAUUCAACGAUCUAAGGGGACAUUAUAAUUGUUUACAAUUUGAGGAAUCCAGAUAGGAGAUUUAGAUAUUGGGUGACAAAGUAAGAACUGUCUUUUACUUGCCUUUUCAUCAUUCAUUUUUACUGUAUAGAAAUUGGGGUCGACAUAUUUGGACUCGGAAUGUACAUGAGCAUUCUUUUCUGUACAUAUGGAAACCUACAUUGUUUUGAGGGUGCAUUGGAGGAGGAUUAGUAAUAAAGAUCUCUCUUUUUCAUCCA